This is a messenger RNA of Mastomys coucha (southern multimammate mouse), 2943 nucleotides long. It is a transcript of the gene Mep1a, whose product is annotated as meprin A subunit alpha. The transcript is spliced from 14 exons. Gene Ontology annotation, cellular component: membrane. Lineage: Eukaryota; Metazoa; Chordata; Mammalia; Rodentia; Muridae. Gene Ontology annotation, molecular function: zinc ion binding; metalloendopeptidase activity; protein binding. The record is from RefSeq and is a predicted model, not a curated record. Bases 51 to 2294 code for a protein of 747 amino acids. Gene Ontology annotation, biological process: proteolysis.
GUAGGUUUUUAUGGCAAGGAGGUUUUGCCAAAUCCAGUGCAUUUGCAAUAAUGCUUUGGACGCAGCCUGCGUGUCUUCUCUCACUGAUUUUUUCUGCCCACGUAGCAGCUGUAUCGAUUAAGCAUCUUUUGGAUGGACAUGACCAUGAUGUAGAUGUUGGGGAACAGAAGGAUAUUUCAGAAAUCAACUUAGCUGCAGGCCUGAACCUCUUUCAAGGGGACAUCCUUCUGCCUAGAACCAGAAAUGCCCUGAGAGAUCCGAAAAGCAGAUGGAAGUUCCCCAUUCCAUACAUUCUGGCUGACAAUCUGGAUCUGAACGCCAAAGGAGCCAUCCUCAACGCCUUUGAGAUGUUCCGCCUCAAGUCUUGUGUGGAUUUCAAGCCCUAUGAAGGGGAGAGCUCGUACAUCAUUUUCCAGAAAUUUUCUGGGUGCUGGUCUAUGGUUGGUGAUCAACAUGUGGGACAGAACAUUUCCAUUGGCGAGAGGUGUGACUAUAAGGGCAUCAUUGAACAUGAGAUCCUGCAUGCUCUGGGAUUCUUCCACGAGCAGUCAAGGACUGACCGGGAUGAUUAUGUGAACAUUUGGUGGGAUGAAAUCAUUACAGACUAUGAACAUAACUUCGAAACAUAUGACGACAAUACCAUCACAGACCUCAACACACCCUAUGAUUAUGAGUCCUUGAUGCACUAUGAGCCAUUUUCAUUUAACAAGAAUGAAAGCAUCCCAACCAUCACUACCAAGAUCCCUGAGUUUAAUGCCAUCAUUGGACAGCGCCUGGAUUUCAGUGCCCUUGAUUUAGUGAGACUGAAUCGGAUGUACAACUGCACCACAACACAUACCCUGUUGGACCACUGUGACUUUGAGAAGACCAACAUCUGCGGAAUGAUCCAGGGGACCAGAGCUGAUGCUGACUGGGUUCGUGGGGAUAGCAGUCAGCCUGGACAAGUGGAUCACACCUUGGUGGGACAGUGUCAAGGUGCCGGCUACUUCAUGUCCUUCAAUACCAGCUCAGGGGUAACAGGAGAGGUAGCCCUUCUGGAGUCGCGGAUCCUUUACCCCAAGAGGAAGCAGCAAUGUUUGCAGUUUUUUUAUAAGAUGACAGGAAGCCCUGCAGACAGAUUCGAAGUCUGGGUGAGAAGGGAUGACAACUCGGGCAAGGUGCGCCAACUGGCCAAGAUCCAGACCUUUCAAGGAGAUUCUGAUCACAACUGGAAAAUUGCUCACGUGACACUCAAUGAAGAAAAGAAAUUUCGAUAUGUUUUCCUGGGUGCCAAAGGUGACCCUGGUAACUCAGACGGCAGUAUUUACCUUGAUGACAUCACUCUGACAGAAACCCCCUGCCCCACAGGGGUUUGGACCAUCCGGAAUAUCUCCCAGGUCCUUGAGAACACAGUGAAAGGGGAGAAGCUCCUGAGCCCUAGGUUCUACAAUUCUGAGGGUUAUGGUGUGGGGGUGACCUUGUACCCCAACGGUAGAAUCACCAGUUAUGAUGGCUACCUGGGACUUGCUUUCCACUUGUACAGUGGGGAUAACGAUGCGAUUCUGGAGUGGCCAGUGGAAAACAGACAGGCCAUAAUGACCAUAAUGGACCAGGAACCUGAUGCCAGGAACAGGAUGUCCCUGAGCUUGAUGUUCACUACCUCCAAGUACCAAACAUCUUCAGCUAUAAAUGGCUCUGUCAUCUGGGACAGGCCAUCCAAGGUGGGAGUCUAUGAUAAGGACUGUGAUUGUUUUAGAAGCAUUGACUGGGGCUGGGGUCAGGCCAUCUCCCACCAGCUGCUGAUGAGAAGAAAGUUUCUUAAAGAUGACACCCUCAUCAUCUUCGUGGACUUUAAAGACCUCACCCACCUGAGCAAGACUGAAGUCCCUACUUCAGGCAGAAGCAUGAUGCCCCGAGGUCUCCUUCUGCAAAGCCAGGAGCCUCUUGCCUUGGGAGAAAGCUCCAGAAAAGCCAUGAUGGAGGAAUCCCUGCCAAGAAGCCUGGGCCAGAGAGAGCCCAACAGACAGAAGCGAUCAGUGGAGAAUACCGGCCCCAUGGAGGACCACAACUGGCCACAGUACUUCAGAGAUCCCUGUGACCCAAACCCUUGCCAGAAUGAAGGCACCUGUGUGAACGUAAAGGGAAUGGCCAGCUGCAGGUGCGUCUCUGGGCACACCUUUUUCUACACAGGGGAGCGGUGUCAGGCCAUGCAUGUACAUGGCAGCUUGCUGGGCCUGCUCAUUGGCUGCAUCUCUGGUUUGAUCUUCUUGACCUUUGUCACAUUCUCCCACACUUACCAAAAGCUGACGCAGUGAGCAGCGACCUGCUGAUGUCCACCAGACUGCAGAAGUGCCUCUUUCACCCACACUUUCCUUCCUGUGGUCAGUGUACUUUGAGAUAGUUUUAACUAAACAUAUUUGAAAGGGCCUCCCAAAUCAAAGCCCCAAACCUCAUGUGGGGCUCUUGCUACUCCAUCCCUGUACAGUUCUGCUAUCCUUCUGUGAAUUCCUGUUGAAACCAUUUCGUCCUAAGACAGCAGCCAUCACAUUUCAUUAUAAACACUUUGCUUACUUAACUUUCUCCCAUUAAAUCACAAAGUCUAGUUGUGUAGGGGCAUACGUUGUCCUCAGCUACCACACUGACCCCAGUGCUAGAAGCAUGCCUGACUGGUGUAUUGUGGGUACUCAAUAAGCAUUAAAUGAGUGAACCAAUAAGUGAGUGAAUAGCUAUGGUAUAAUAAGUAUUUUGUUUCUACUUUGUAUCAUAAAACAUAUGAUUAAGUUUAUAUGCACACGUAUUAGAACUGAAUACUCAGAUUUCACCAGAUGCAGGAGUCUUAUCCCUCAUGUAGUAUCUUGUGAAAUGAUUUUACAGAUUUCUCUGGUCAGCUGUGUUUCCAUAGCGUGUACUUUUUUCUUGCUCUAGUUUUAAGGAAAAAGCUUAAUAAAACAACUAAAGAUGCAA